GCAGUCUACCAACUCCAUUGUCAAACUCACACACAAAAAGCAGAACAAAUCACUGUAGUGUCAUAUUAUAACCAUUAAUAAGACAACCAAGUCAAAUGAAGAAAUAACGUAGAACUUUUAAUACUAGAUUGCGAGCUUAUUACUUCACCACCUCAGAUUUCUAAUCAAUUGCAGAUGUUAGAGGACAUAUAAUCAUAAUCUGAAGUCUCAUCUGCUUUGAGGAUUUCUCUUUCUGGAACCCACAACUACUGAUGGAAGAGAGGACGGGUAUAGUUAAACCAGUUGCUUGUAGGCCGACGGUUAGGGCUAUCUCGGUGUUACUUUCUGCUAACAUCAAUGCUUCGACCUCGAAUUCAACUUCUCAACCCGUGGUUCUUGCCACUAGACCGAAAACAGUGAGGGUUAAGCCUGUGGUUAAGUUGAUUUCCUCCAAGGAUAAGGCACUUGGAACAACAGUUUCGUCUUCGUUGGACAGAGAUCUGAAGGUGGAAAAUAAAUCUACUGUGGUGUACAAACCCUUGGCAAAGCUGGUUUCGAAGAGGACUAUUUCUCUCCUAGCAAAUAUGGAGAAUUCCUGCUUUCAACACCAUGAAGCACUACCUCAGAGUGACCCCUGCAGUCCAUCUCCUAACCAAGUUCAUUGCCAUCUUAAAUCUGAAAAUAACCUGAACGGUAGUAGUAAUAAGACAACAACAUCAGAAUCUAAGAGAGAAAUUAAACCCCUACAAAGGAUGGUGGCAGAAGACAGCUCCAAAGAAUAUAAAGAUAAACUGCUCCCUACAAAUACAGUAGAUAGGCCUUCUUAUGAUGGAUAUAACUGGAGAAAAUAUGGACAAAAGCAUGUUAAAGGAAGUGAGUAUCCACGUAGUUACUAUAAAUGUACACACCCAAAUUGUCCAGUCAAAAAGAAGGUUGAAAGAUCAUUGGAUGGACAGAUAGCAGAAAUCGUGUACCAGGGUGAGCACCAUCAUUCCAAACCCAAGCUUCAUAAGCGCAACACAUUAGAGGGUGAAGGGCAAGGAUUUGUAUCUGGGGCAACUGGUCAAGAAUCAAAUUACUCAUUAUCAAAUAGUAACCUAAAUGAGAAGAAUGAGGGUUCUGAAUGUAGGUCUGAUGAUCAGAAUGGAGCCGAAGUACCUUCCAGUUCUUCUAAUAUAAGCAAAGGACUAUCUUGUUGCGAUCCUAUGAAAGCCUUGGCUAUCGGAGGCCGUUCUAUAAGUACUAAUGAUCUUCAUGCUCUUACUAGGGAUUGCGAGGAGUAUACUGAGGGAGCUGAAGUAGAGGGUGAUGAACCUACAAGUAAGAGAAGGAAAAAUAAGAAUAAAUUAUAUGAAGCUGGCAUACAAGAGGAAGGCCUACAAAUUUCUAAUGGCGUGGUCCAGAGUUCCAAUGAUUCUGAGCUUAUAGGGGAUGGUUUUCGUUGGAGAAAAUAUGGGCAGAAAAUCGUCAAGGGAAACCCAAACCCCAGAAGUUACUAUAGGUGCACCGGUCUCAGGUGCAAUGUGCGCAAGCAUGUCGAAAGAGCAUCAGAUGAUCCAACAGCCUUUAUCACAACAUACGAGGGAAAACAUAAUCAUCACAAGCCGCCAGUCAAUAACAAGAAUCUAGUGGCAUCUGGACCAGAUUCGAAGGGUACUCCUGUUUCUUUAAAGACUGAUAUUGAGAACUAAUUCCCGCUUCAUAAACAGUUUAACCAACUAAUUGAAGUGUAGUUGAAUACUAGAAGGUUGAAAAAGUGUUAUUGAACUUGUCGCUGCAGUAACAUAGGAUAAUGAAUUUUUUUCGAUCAGUUUAAUUUUAAUAGUUGUAAGUGUAUCAAUGUAUAAUUUGUCAUUAAAGGUC
This is a messenger RNA of Daucus carota subsp. sativus, 1842 nucleotides long. RefSeq names its product WRKY transcription factor 44. The record is from RefSeq and is a predicted model, not a curated record. Lineage: Eukaryota; Viridiplantae; Streptophyta; Magnoliopsida; Apiales; Apiaceae. The coding region runs from base 252 to 1670 and encodes 472 amino acids. The transcript is spliced from 6 exons. Gene Ontology annotation, molecular function: sequence-specific DNA binding; DNA-binding transcription factor activity. Gene Ontology annotation, biological process: regulation of DNA-templated transcription.